GUGUGUGUCUGUGUGUGUGUGGAAGAUCCUGGUGGCCUGGCUUUUCUUGUGACUCAGUUUGGCCAACUAACUAGCAAAUCCUGCAAUUUCUAGAAAUUAUAUUUGGUCCUUAUAUUCAAACAUGAUUGGUUACUAAAUCAUGAACCAGAAGAGCCAGACUUGCAGCACUAGGGUCAUCAUUUGAGACUCCCAGCCUGAAUCGUUGUCCCAGUCUGACCCUAUAAAGAGAGCGCAGUCUGAGAAAGAAGGUGGUAGAGAGAUGUCUCGGGUUUUAAGUACUCUUCUGUCGAUCCGCGAGAACGGCCUCAUCUUUAACCUGCUCGGCUCUGACUGCAGCGCGUCAGCUUGUGCAGUGGUGCAGUUGUACCUGGCGAAUACAGCUUGUAAAGGAAAAAAGUCAGAAUGGCAGAUUCACAGUUGUGGAGUGGUGUGUCUGGUGCAGGAUAAAAAAUUACAUUCAACAUUUAUACGGCUCUUCUGUGUGAAGAAGGCCAAGCUGCUCUGGGAACAGGAGCUGUAUACACCUUUCACAUAUUCAACGCCCCGCCCCUUUUUCCACACUUUCCCCAGUGACGAAUGUUGGGCGGGGCUGAACUUUUCUGAUGAGGACGAGGCAAGCCGGUUCCACACAGCUGUACAGAACUGCAUCAGCGGUACUAAAGCGCGUCCUAUGUUUGUGCGGACUCACAGUCUGGACUCGGCCUCCGGAUGGCUGCUGAGGAACAAACUGAACUCAUGUCUGUCUCUCAGCCGGUCUGCGUCCCCCAAAGCUCCACCGUCUGCCGAGUCAGAGGUGACCAAUACUCUUUCUCUGGCGCAGAGGAAAGGACCCCUGCCACCCAUCCCUUCUAACAGAGACGCAGCCACGUCUAUUCCUCCUCACCAUGAUAAUCUUAAACAGAGGCAUUCUAUUCCACUCCCUCCAUCCUACCCAGCCCCCAAGCUGAACAUUAAUCCAACAACAGUGAAGAAAAGUGCUAGCUUUUCACCGGGAGGAAAUUAUUCUUUUACCGUCGAGAAGCAGCAAAGAAGAUCGCAUUUUACUGAUGACAUAUGAGCAGAAGCUUACAAAGAAGAUGAUGCACAGCAUUUUCUCUUUUUUGCUGCUGAAAAUUUACAAUAAAGCACUUUUUAAUAGGUGGCCAGAUUUGGCCCUGCAUUUAUCUACUUUUUUUUUUGUUUUAAAUUGUAAUUUCGUUUCUGUACUCCAUUAUGUGUUGAAAUUUUAAUGAAAAUUCUUUCUUUUGUUGAGAAAUCUAUCUCUGUGGCUUUAUCUGAAGCUGUACCUGCACUUUUCCUUCAUAACAUAUCAAAAACUUCAGAUAAUAUCACACCUUGGUCUCUGAAAACAUGGCUAAAUAUUAAAAAAAACAAAAAAAACUGCAGUGUAUUACAUUCGUGAUGCAAAACCUGAUUUUUACAGUCAGAUUGUGUUUUGUUUUUGAUGUUAAUGUUAAUGCAGAUGUACAUAAUAUUUGUUUUUGCUUUUCUCUCUUUCUUUUAGUAUUUUUUUAAUUAAAAUUUUUCUUCUGCUUUUCAAUUUUUUUUCCCCUCUUUUAGGAGUGACUUUAAUAAUCCAAGGUAAAUAAGUAAUAUAAAAGCAAAAAGGUACUUCUUUACAGAGACAUCUGAACUCAGCAAGCGUUUUAUUCCUUAUAUAUACAGUAUAUACAGUCACACAUCCUCAGUUCGGAGCUAUGUUCUUGGUUUAUGUUGUCCACCAUGCAGGGUGAAAGGUCAUUUAUCUAAUAGUCCUGGUCUCUAAACUGUUCUUUAAAGCUCAGCUCUUCACUCAAUAACAUCAUCCCAUCUCUCUGUCUGUUAGCUGUACUUAAAGACUUGUUCUUCUUGUCUUGUUCUUAUGCAGUAUUUGGAAGUAAAGGAUUAAAAAACAAACCCAAAGGCCAGCAAGUGUUGACCACUGAACAGCAUAUAUGCUCCAUUAGCAUUGGGGGCAGUUGUGGUCUAAUGGUUAGAGAGUUAGCCUUGCAACCCGAAGAUCAUGGGUUCGAGUCUCGGGUCUGGCAGGGGUUGAAGGUGGAGGAAAUGUGGAAAUGGAGGAAAUGGUGUGCUCCGAGACCCUCUAUGGGUCUGGAAUAUUUAUUCAAAUCAUUUUUAAUAUUCAGCAUGCCUGUACAUAAAGAGUCAUUUGUACAUUUCCCAACCAUAUAGUCCCGAGAAUGUACAAAAGGAAGAAGGUGAUGAUGUAUGAGGAAUAUCCAUAAAAUUAACACAGCAUAAAGAAAUACAGAGAAAUGAUAAAGAAAUAUGAUCAGUGUUUUCAAGAUUUUUUGCUAUGAUGCUUGUCCUUUGUAUUUAUUCUCAUUUAUAGCCUGAUGUUGUAUACGUUGUAUUGUAUAUGUUGUUUACACACUGUGAAUAUGGUGAAGUUUAUUUAACAUUUAUGGAAGGAGUCUCCAGUUUCAGUGCUUUGUGAAGGUCAGAGGUAAAGCUGUAACUUUCCCACAUUUUCAGGAUAAAAAGUACACUUCCUGGUUUCUCAUUACAGUGACAACGAGUUUUUUUUUUGUCUUAUUAUCUUCACAACAAAAGCAAGAGGCUGGUGAGGGAAUGACAGUUUAUAGCUAUAAUUAGCUAUAAUUUGUUUCCUGGAUGUUGCACAACUUUAAAUGUAACUAUAAUGGGAUAAAUGUAUAGCAUGUAGAUU
Pangasianodon hypophthalmus (striped catfish) is the source of this 2668-nucleotide messenger RNA. RefSeq names its product actin nucleation-promoting factor WAS. The transcript is spliced from 9 exons. The coding region runs from base 260 to 1057 and encodes 265 amino acids. The record is from RefSeq and is a predicted model, not a curated record. NCBI's taxonomy places the organism in Eukaryota, Metazoa, Chordata, Actinopteri, Siluriformes, Pangasiidae.